GGAUACCCAUGUCCUUAAUUGAGCCAGGUGCAAAGUAAGUAAGUGGUGCCCACUCAUGGCAGCUCUGUCUUUUGAAACAGCCUGGUCAUUUCCACAAAAGCCAAAUAUUUCUCCUGUGAGAAUUAGUUUCAUUUCUGGUCCUUCUUGUCAUAAUGAGAAGGUGGAGCCUGUAAAUAAAAAAGCGUCUGAAGAAGUUUCAGAAAGUCACUGCUUCUCCUUUCUACAGGACACUUACAAGGAAGCUGCACCUCAGAGUGGUUGGACCAAUAUUUAGUGAGGCACUAUGGACAGCAUACGUUCAAGCCCAGUAAAUCAGCAGACCAUGGAUAAAAAGAAAGCAGCAUUCAAACAACUUUCUGAAAGAACCAACAAUACCCUAAAGAAAGAGGGGUUUGUAUUUUCUUUUGUAAAACCAUUUCCAGAAGCUGCUAAAAUUCCUCUCCCACCAGAGGAACCAGAAGAAGAUCCUGAGCUGUCAGAGAAGCUGUUUGAGAGUAAACCUAACUAUGACCAGGACUUGGAAAAAGAGUUUUUCAGAGAAGAGGACAAGGCUGCAGAGCACACCUUGUACAACAAAUAUGAGGAGAAGAUCCGACCCUGCAUUGAUCUUGUUGACAGCUUGAGAGCUCUUGGAAUAGAAAAGGACCUGUCCUUGCCUGCGAUUGCGGUGAUUGGAGACCAGAGCUCCGGGAAAAGUUCUGUCCUCGAAGCCCUGUCUGGUGUUGCUCUCCCCAGAGGCAAUGGUAUUGUCACUCGGUGUCCCUUGGAACUUAAACUGAAGAGGUUGCCUGAAGGGCAGGCCUGGCAAGGGAAGAUCUCCUACCAAAAUGUAACCCUGGAGCUCCAGGACGCCUCUGAGGUGGACAGAGCAAUAAGGCAAGCCCAGGAUGUUGUGGCUGGUCCUAGAGGUGCCAUUAGCGGGAAAUUAAUUUCCCUGGAAGUUCGGUCCCCUGAUGUUCCAGAUCUGACACUAAUUGAUCUUCCUGGAAUUGCCAGAGUGGCCGUGGGGGACCAGCCAAAAGACAUCGGGGACCAGAUCAAAAUACUACUUAAAAGAAUUAUUGGCUGCAAAGAGACAGUCAAUUUGGUAGUGGUGCCAUGUAACGUGGAUAUUGCAACAACAGAAGCAUUGAAAAUGGCUCAAGAGGUGGACCCUACUGGAGAAAGGACAAUAGGAAUCCUCACAAAACCUGACCUCAUAGACAGGGGAACUGAAGAGGCUAUUGUUAAAAUACUGCGAAACAGGGUAGUCCCCCUCAAAAAAGGCUACAUCAUUGUGAAGUGCCGUGGGCAGCAGGACAUCCACAACAAACUGACCUUGGCUGCUUCAAUCCAACAGGAGAGAAUCUUCUUUGAGAAUCACAAACAUUUCAGGGCUUUUUUGGAAGAAGGAAAGGCUACUAUCCCCCAUCUGGCAGAGAAGCUCACAGAUGAGCUUGUGAAACACAUUAUUAAAACUUUGCCAGCACUGGAGAGCCAAAUUCGUGACACCUUCCACAAAACAUUGCAGGAUCUGCAAAGGUACAAUAGAGGCACACCCCAAACAGAGUCUGAGAAGCUGUUUUUCCUCACAGAUUUGAUCAAACUCUUCAACCAAGACAUCUCUCAGAGCACACGGGGAGAGGAGCAGUUGUUUGGGGAGGAGGUCAGACUGUUCACCAAGAUCCGCAAGGAGUUCCGCUCGUGGAACAUGAUUCUCCUGGAGUCUGCUGUGAGGGCUAAAAAAACCAUCCCUGGUAAAGUGUGGAAAUAUGAAGACCAGUACCGUGGACGGGAGUUCCCAGGCUUCAGCAACUACAGGACUUUUGAGGACAUUAUAAAAGAGCAGAUCAGACAACUGGAGGAGCCAGCAAUUGAGAUCCUGAACAACGUGAUGAAACUGGUUGAAGAGAAAUUUAUGGAACUCGCUAAAAGGAAUUUUGCUAAUUUUCACAAUCUAGAUAGAGCUGCCAAGAUGAAAAUUGAAGACAUUAGAGACAAACAAGCAGUGGAGGCUGAAAGACAUAUCCGGGCACAGUUUAAAAUGGAGAGAAUCAUGUACUGCCAGGAUGACCUUUACACUCAAGAUUUAAAUACUAUUAAGGCACAAAGUGCUCUCAACAUGUCCUCCGGGAAAGAUCUGCAGUCUCAGAUUGCUCCAAAGGAGUCCUCUGUUGUCAUGGAGAUGGUUUCUCACACCAGUGCCUAUUUCUCUGAAGCAAGUAAACGCCUCACCAAUCAGAUACCUCUGAUCAUCCUGUCUUCUGUCCUUCAUGACUUUGGAGAAAAGGUGCAGACCUCAAUGCUGCAACUUUUGCAAGAUAAAGAGAAGUUAAACUUUCUCCUCGACGAGGACUCUGAAGCUGCUAAAACCAGGAAUUGCCUCAGCCAAAGAGCUGAUCGUCUCACCAAAGCCCUCCAGUACCUGAGAGAAUUCAGCUUGUUGUAAUUUCUUUGUUUUUCAUAAGUUUUUUUCUCUCUUCAUCUUCUAGCAUUACUGAGGAAUUUUGUAUAAUCCCAUAAAAAUGUAGUGUCAGCCCAGACCUUUGAUACUAAUUUCUAGUGUUCAGUUUUUCUUUAUUUUCCAUAAUCAUAUGCAAACAGCUGCCUUUGCAUAAAGAGCUCCACCGAGGGAGUUGUGAUUAAAUAAACAUUAUCCCAUUUUUAAACAUUUCUUUUGUGAACUCUGUGCAACCACUGGAAUAAUCAUUAAAAAGCUAACACUCUGAGGAUUA
Molecule: messenger RNA, 2714 nt
Organism: Vidua chalybeata
Lineage: Eukaryota; Metazoa; Chordata; Aves; Passeriformes; Viduidae
Product: interferon-induced GTP-binding protein Mx-like
Exons: 14
Coding region: 284-2428 (714 amino acids)
Biological process (GO): defense response to virus
Cellular component (GO): cytoplasm; membrane; microtubule
Molecular function (GO): GTPase activity; microtubule binding; GTP binding
Source: RefSeq, a predicted model, not a curated record